AGGAGCUGCGGUGUGUUUCCCAAACUUCCUUCGCAACCAGACCAAACUCUCUCUCAGCAACUCAAGCAGUUCAACAUCGAGAUGGAGCAUCAGAUACACCUGCGGGUUGUUUACGGGAACAUGGGUGUGCGUGUGCUGGUCCUGUUCGCGCUCUGGUCAGCGGGCUGGCCUGGAUUGCCCCGCGGGGUCCCGCUGCCGGGCGUCCGAGCGCACUCCUGCCUGCCGUGCGAGCCCGAGGAGUGCGCGGUGCCAGCGGACUGCCCCGGCGGCACAACCAUGGACGUGUGCGACUGCUGCAAGGUCUGUGCCCGGCGAGUCAACGAGACCUGCGGCGGACUGUACGGCAUUCAGGGGACCUGCGAUCGCGGGCUCCGCUGUGUCAUCCCGUCCCCCAAACAUGGCGAGCACAUCACGGGCAACGAAGUUGGCGUCUGUCAGGUGGAAGAAGAGACUGCUUGCAAAGAACAGAUGUUCACAGGCUGCAAUAUGGUGGAGGGAACCUGCUUGUGUGAGCGAGCGAGGGCUUGCAGCAACCCCUUUUCCUUCGAGGACAAGCCAAAAUGCUUGCUGGCCAUCUCUGAGAUGAAUGCAGACCGGCCGGACUGCUCCAAGGCGAGGUGUGCCAUCGUGUUCUCUCCCCGCUGCCCGGAUGAUUCCAUUCUGAUCGAGGGGUACACGCCUGCUGGGGAGUGCUGCCCUCUGGCGAGCCGAUGCGAGUGCAAUCCUUCAGGCUGCCUGGAGAGGAUGUGCCGCCCCGGGUACGAGAGGGUCCUGGUGUCCAAGGGCAAGGGUGAGCCGGGAGAGUGCUGCGAUAAGUACGAGUGCAGACCCAUGCUUCCAGUUGCGUCAGAGCCAGAGGACUGCAGCUCAGUGGUGUGCCCAGAGUUCCUGUUGAAGUGUCCUCUCGACAGCGAACCUGUCCCUUCUGACCAACCAGAGGAUAGCUGCUGCCCACUCCCCCCAAGCUGUGAGUGCCGCCCAGGAAUCUGUGAGGAGACGAGCCAGUGUGAGGACGGGACAGUCCGCAGGGUCAUCAAGAAAGGAGAGGGCAAGCCAGGGUCCUGCUGCGACGUGUUCGAGUGUGUACCAGCAGCAGAAAACAACUCGACAUGCAUGCACAAUGGGACGGAGUACAGUGAGGGUGAGACCUUCAGGCCAGACCCGUGCCACUUCUGCAAGUGCAGCGGGGGCCUGUCCUUCUGUUUCACCGCCCAGUGUGGCGACCUACAGUGCCAGAACUACUAUGUCCCUGACGGGGAGUGCUGCCCUAUCUGUGAAGACCCAUGGCCAGGCCCUGUCACCAAUCUCUUCUGCAUGACGGACAGCGGAGAGCUCCUCGCACAUGGAGACCACUACAAAAUGGACGACUGUACCUUCUGUACCUGCAGCAAUGGGGACCUGCACUGCACAGCCACGGCUUGUGCUGUCCACUGUUUUAACCCUAAGAAGAUUCCGGGAGAAUGCUGCCCAGUUUGUGAAGAACCUACUUACAUCACCAUCCCCCCUCCCGUCUGCCCUGACAUGGAGAACUGCACGCUGGCCUGCAAACACGGCUUCAAGUCAAACAUCUUCGGCUGUCCGGUCUGUCAGUGCCUCACAGAAGAAGAACUGUGUCAUGGAAGCCUGGACAACUGCGACCUUCACUGUCCAUAUGGGUUCAAGGUCAACCGCCAGGGCUGCGAGACCUGUGAGUGCAAGCCUGCCCCCAAGAAGUGCAAGUCCAUGGAAGAUUGUGACAAGAGGUGCCCCUACGGCUACAAGAUCAACAAGCAUGGCUGCGAGAUGUGCCGGUGCAAUAAGUGUCCUGAGUUCGUGUGCGAGAAACACUGCACCUUCGGCUACGUGCAAAACAGCAAGGGCUGUGAUAUCUGCAAGUGCAAAGAGGCUCCUUUCCUGCCUCCGUCCUUCCCCAUCCCGGCCGACUCGUGUUUGUCGAUGGACGGGCAGCGGUACGAGGACGGUGAGGGCUGGCACGACGGCUGUCGCGAGUGUUACUGUCAUGGUGGGCAGGAGAUGUGUGCGCUCAUCACGUGUCCCGCUCCCAGCUGCAAACAGCCCAUCAUCAGAGCUGGCCAGUGCUGCCCCACCUGUCCUGAUGAUGUGGACAAUGCCUCCAAGCCUGCGGCGAACCCCACGGUGUGCCACUCGCCCGGCGGGGAGUACUUUGUGGAGGGAGAGACGUGGCAGUUGGACCAGUGUACGCAGUGCACGUGCCACAAUGGACAGGUCCUGUGCGACACCGAGGCCUGCCCACCCCUGCUGUGCCAGAACCCCAUCAGGACUGACGGAUCCUGCUGUGCAGUAUGUCCAGAUGAUGCCGGAGCAGACAUGUUCCCCCUGCCCCCAGACAUGUCGGAGCCCAUCCUGUGCCAGGGAGAGGAGGGGGAGAUGUUCCUCCACGGGGAAUCCUGGAAGGCAAACGUCUGCACCAGCUGCGUCUGUCUCCAUGGCAACAUCACCUGCUACUCUGAGACCUGCCCGCCAGUCAGAUGCAAGAGACCUGUUCUCAGGAAGGGACAGUGCUGUCCCCAGUGCUUAGAUUCGUCCAAUGCGGUGACGACGUGCAGAUACAAUGGGCAGAUGUACAGGGAGGGGGAGAAGUGGAACAUCGACCAGUGCACACACUGCUACUGUGUCGGGGGUCACCAGAUGUGCUCCCAGAGAAUAUGCAUGCCGCAACUGUGCCCUGAGGAGGAGCAGAUCACCCUGCCAGGAGAGUGCUGUCCUGUCUGUAGAUCAGACUUGACUACAGAAGUUCCCAAUGAGUCCAGAGGGAGUACAAGACAAAAGGCUCAGCCCACCCCUGCAUUUACCACAACACCACUGUCACCAGUACAAACAACGGAAAUGAGCAAUGAGAUCCCAGAUGCCAAUAAGAUGGGAGGUAUUGAAGCGCCAAGCUUCCCUACUCUGGCCGUGGUUCUUCCGAUCGCCCUCAUCAUCAUCGCGCUCGCCUUGCUGUUCGUCGUGUCGGUCAUCAUCGCCAAGAGAAGAAUGGGCAGGGUCGUCUUCAAGUCAUCGACACCCCCCCAGCCGCGGAGAACCGCCGGGGGGCUGCAGGACUCCAGCGUCGUGUACGUCGACCACAAAAACGGGGUGAAAGUGGAAGUGGAGAGGAGACAUUGGAGCGACAUCGAGCCCACGCGGGUCAGCGGGUACUACAGUAUGAGGGACCCGGGAGUGCAACACGUGUGAUGUGUGUGUGGUUGUGGGGGGAGAAAAGGCGGGCGGCCACCGGUUGCAAUGGGACUGUAGCAAAGAUGCUGCUUAUGUGUGGUGCAGCUGAGGAUGGUUGCUGGGAGAGAGCCAGGACAAAUGAGGGAUGUGGUCAGGCUCAUCAGGUGCUCCUUGUGUGACCUCUGACCUGGUUCGCCCUGUGUGACCUCUGACCUGGUUCACCCCGUGUGACCUCUGACCUGGUUCACCCUAGUCUUGUACAUAAACACUUGACGUAAUAUAUUAUAUAUAGAGAAACUGCAACUCAUUGACACGUCAACAGUAGGGAGAGCUUUAAGUAGAAACAGAGCAGUGAAACACACUGCCCACAUGUGCCGUCACAAGAAACAUAAGUGUGAAACUCCUCCAAGGAAAGGCUUGAAUGUAGCGCCUAUCUUAAGGUAAAUUCUACCAGCAUUUGUACAGUUAAAGUCCAUUGUAAGUCUGGGAUCAGGAGCACCACCUGUAACAAAUGUGUGAUCACAUCGUGUAAAUUGUAGUGUGCUUCUAAAGCACUUCUCAAUGGGAACAAUGCAAAUUUACUGUACAGAGAGACAAAAUCAUGCCAGCUGCCCAGCAUAAAUUUAUAGGGAAAGCAUUCAACAUGCAGAAGCAACGCACACUUCAAAGAGUCCUUUGCCUGCCAUCUCGUAUACCUUUCAAAUAUUUCAGAAGUGCUUCUACCACUGCUGGCACAAGAAUUUAUUUUUUACUCUGUGCAAAGCACAGGACCUCCAAAGCAAGUGAAAAUUUCUGUUGAUGUGUAAUUUUAUCAUGGACUUUUUGUUAAAGGUGUCUGGAUGCUUUUGCAUUAAGAAUGUGGUGUACACUAUGUGCUGUAGAAAUUGAAGAUGUAUUUAUUUGUAAGAUAUACUUCCAGCAUUCUCUCUUGUAAGCCCUUCUGUCUAUGCAGAGUUUUAGCAGAAUCAGGAAGCAAUGUAGACUGGCUUCUAAAUAUUGUUUUAAAUAUUUAGUAGGUCAGCUUGUCAUAGACUUGUACAGUGUAAUUUAUUCUAUAGAGAAGGCUCUUCUAAUUUAUUGUGACUGAAAGGAUGUGGUGUAAGAUACUAGUGAUGUACUGUCCUUCCUACAUAAGGCACAAGCAGGAAGAAUGAUCCUGUCUCAAAACUUGCAUAUUAAACCAAAUGUUGUCAGACAUGUAUAGUGGAUCCCUGGCAAAUAUUUUCCCAGUUGUGUAAUAAUGUCUAACAAGGAGACAUCCGGUAAUUUUGUCUACAUUUUUGUCUGACCAUGUCUGAACAUGUAACACACAGAAAAGUUCUAAUCCUAUGAAGAAUAUUGCCAUGCCAUUAGUAUCAGGGAAUAUGACAAUAGGAAUAUGGUUUCCAUGACAGUUCAUUGUGAAGAAGAGUUUUUGUCGGUAAGCAGAAUUCAAAGGAAAACGCUGUUUUGUGCGUAAAAACUCCUACAUUUGUGUACCAGUUGUGGAGGAAUGGGCUAUGUAUAGCAUCCAGAAGGAGAGGUCCUGUUUUCUACCAAUGUAUUUAUUCUCUACUAUGCUUGUACAUUUUGAGCAGAAAGAGCAAUAAAUUUGAAAUAUCUUUAAAGCAAA
This is a messenger RNA of Branchiostoma belcheri (Belcher's lancelet), 4789 nucleotides long. RefSeq names its product cysteine-rich motor neuron 1 protein-like. The record is from RefSeq and is a predicted model, not a curated record. Gene Ontology annotation, molecular function: serine-type endopeptidase inhibitor activity; protein binding. Gene Ontology annotation, cellular component: extracellular region. Lineage: Eukaryota; Metazoa; Chordata; Leptocardii; Amphioxiformes; Branchiostomatidae. Bases 82 to 3195 code for a protein of 1037 amino acids. The transcript has 16 exons.